AUGAAAUUUGGUAAAUUAUACUGUUUUGUUAUAUCGUACAAGUUUGUAAACGCAGGCCCUAAAAGUUUGUGUAUAUCACCUAACUCCCAUAACACAUUUAGAAGAUAUACAUUUUUAAACCCUUACUUGUUUAAUUUUAAUAAGAGUCUUGGUUACUCAGUAAGCCCGGGAAAGAAUACAAUAGAGAUGGUGGGAACAGCAAACUCAGACACUGAAUAUUCCUUUGAUGCGAAGGCCAAGUAUUUGGGGGAAGCAGGAACUAAGUCGUUCAAGGUGGAGUUCGUCGACGCGAAGGACAACAAGAUAUCGCCGUGGCAUGACCUGCCGCUGUUCGCGACGAAGGAUUUCGUGACGAUGGUGGUGGAAAUCCCGAGGAACACGAGGGCGAAGAUGGAAAUAGUGACGGGCGCAGAGAAUAAUCCGAUAAAGCAGGACCUGUUCGCCAACGGAGACCUGAGAGACCUGGACUGCCCAAUGUACUGGAACUACGGAGCGAUUCCGCGCACAUGGGAGGCUCCAAUGCCAUACGUGCACAAGUACAGAGGAGACAAGGGAGAAGCGCUCUCAAUGGAGCUGCUGGGAGACAACGACCCGCUCGACAUAGUCGACGUGGGAAGAGUGACGCGUAAGGUGGGCGACCUGGUGGCAAUGAAGCCUGUGGGAGCAGUCUCGCUGAUAGACCAGAACGAGAUCGACUGGAAAAUACUGGGAGUCUCGCCGGACGACGAACACUUUGACGACAUAAACGACCUCGAAGACGUGGACGUCUACUACCCAGGAACGACGACGGGAAUAAUGGAGUUCUUCAGGUGGUAUAAGACGCCGAGAGGGAAGCCGCUCAACAAGUUCCUCCCGAAAAAGAACUUCUGCACGAGGAAGGAGGCGCUGGAGCUGGUGAACGAGACACACCACCACUACCAGCAGCUGAUGGAAGGAAAGCUGGAAGGAGGAGACCUGUGGACAGGAAAAUAG
Molecule: messenger RNA, 972 nt
Organism: Theileria orientalis strain Shintoku
Lineage: Eukaryota; Apicomplexa; Aconoidasida; Piroplasmida; Theileriidae
Product: inorganic pyrophosphatase
Exons: 2
Coding region: 1-972 (323 amino acids)
Biological process (GO): phosphate-containing compound metabolic process
Cellular component (GO): cytoplasm
Molecular function (GO): magnesium ion binding; inorganic diphosphate phosphatase activity
Source: RefSeq, a predicted model, not a curated record